Ochlerotatus camptorhynchus is the source of this 1292-nucleotide messenger RNA. Its product is annotated as MYG1 protein. The record is from RefSeq and is a predicted model, not a curated record. The coding region runs from base 76 to 1134 and encodes 352 amino acids. Lineage: Eukaryota; Metazoa; Arthropoda; Insecta; Diptera; Culicidae. Gene Ontology annotation, cellular component: cytoplasm; nucleus. The transcript has 2 exons.
ACGGGUUUCUCCACUAAAACUAGACACCUCAACCCAAGCCACCGCUUUCAACGUCCGAUAUCAACAACUUCAACAAUGGCCAGCGAGGAUCAGAACUCGAAACGUUUCAAAGAAGACGACGGCCGCCCGCUGGUGAUCGGAACGCACGACGGUAUCUUCCACUGUGACGAAGUGCUGGCGUGUUUCAUGCUGCAGCAACUGCCCCAGUAUGCCAAUGCUUCGGUAACAAGGACCAGAAACGAAAAAGUGCUGGCACAGUGUGACAUAGUGGUGGACGUUGGGGCUGUGUUCGAUCGCGAGAAGCACCGAUUCGAUCAUCAUCAGGCCAGUUUCAAUGACACCCUGAACUCGCUGAGACCGGAGAUGAAGGUCAAGCGAGAGAUUAGAUUGAGUUCGGCUGGUUUGAUCUACACGUAUUUCGGAGAGGAGGUCAUUCGUCAAAUUCUGAGCAAGAAUGCCGUUGAAAAUCCAAAUGAAGAAUUGGUUCGCGCAGUCUAUCGGAAACUGUACGACACUCUGAUAGCGGAGAUUGAUGCCAUCGACAAUGGAGUUCCGAUGUUCGAUGGUGAGCCCAAGUAUUCCAUCAAUACACAUCUAAGUGCUCGCGUGAGUCAUUUUAAUCCGGCUUGGAACGAGGAAUCGGACGACGACACUGAUUCGUUGAAGCGCUUCGAGAAGGCUAAAGCAUACGUUGGACAGGAAUUCGUCGAUAAGGUUCUAUACUAUGCGAAAAGGUGGUGGCCAGCUAGGGAGCUUGUGCAGAAUGCCGUCAAGAAACGGAUGGAAGUCCACGCUUCCGGGGAAAUCCUGGAGCUGGAACACUUUGGUCCAUGGAAGGAGCAUUUGUUUGAAUUGGAGGAGCAGUACGAUGUGGUCGGAGUACCGAAGUACGUCAUUUACUUCAACAAGGAAAACGAUUGGCGUGUAAUUUGCGUUCCUCUCCAGUCGGCGAGCUUCGUGUGUAGGAAGUUCCUGGCCGCUCCGUGGCGUGGAGUGCGCGACACAGAGCUGGAAAAGGUCUCCGGAAUAGAAGGUGCUACGUUCUGCCACCAGUCGGGAUUCAUCGGUGGGAAUAAGACGCGAGCAGGCGCUCUGCAGAUGGCCGUCGCCAGUUUGGAAGCGAAGGAAGAAUAAAGGUUCUAUAUUUAAAUUGGAGAACUUUUCCAACUGUUGUUUGCUUUGUGAGGAACUUCUUACUUCAAGGACCAUGGAUACAUUUUAGACCUAUUACACAGCAUUGUUCAUAUAAAUGCAGCACAACUCCUGCAAAAUAUAUAUUACUUCUCCAACUA